Xyrauchen texanus (razorback sucker) is the source of this 1756-nucleotide messenger RNA. It is a transcript of the gene cmtm4, whose product is annotated as CKLF-like MARVEL transmembrane domain containing 4. Gene Ontology annotation, cellular component: membrane. Lineage: Eukaryota; Metazoa; Chordata; Actinopteri; Cypriniformes; Catostomidae. Bases 617 to 1243 code for a protein of 208 amino acids. The transcript has 4 exons. The record is from RefSeq and is a predicted model, not a curated record.
UGACGCCACACGCUGCUGUCUAGGUAGGAAGCUCGAUAGAUUUUGAAACGCUGCCACGCACUAAACUGCAAUGUGUCGUCUCGCAUUUGAUGAAACAUAUCUUCUUCACAUCCACAAGAGAGGAUGAGAACACCAGGCUUCCCUUUUGUGAGGCUUAUCGUUGUUUUUGUGCCUUUGUUUCUGUAAAACCCUUCUUUCCUCAGAGGAAUGUAGUUUGGAGGGCGGAGACUCGCAACUCGACAACAUUACGUUCUGCAUCCCCGUCCUGAAACGGUGAAAUAUGGACAAUGCCGAGAGAAAAUGCAUGAUCAUUCGGGCUCGUUCAGAUCUGUUGCUAUCCGAAUACAGCUCAAAGGGAGGAAUGGGAUUUGAGAUCAUGGAAAGGUGGAUGUAGUCUUUGGACUCGUGAUCUGUGGCUGGAGUUCACACACACCGCUGGAGUUCAUUGCGGUGUUUACGGUGAUCGUUUUGUACCGAGGGUUGUUCAUUGUUGAAACGUUACUACGAGUGUCGUUUUCUACCUGGUUAGAAAACCGUUGGAUCUCUGCUUAUUUUACACCCCAAAAUUGACUCAUAUUUGUGCGGGACGUGACGAUAGAAGAGUUUGGAGUUCAGCAUGAGGAAUAACGAGGAGACAGAGGGCUUUGAUGGCGAGGCCUCGAACACUUCGAUGAUUUCAGGGGCCAACAGUCCGUAUCAGCCGACCACCGUGCCCGUGCACUCCAGAAACGUGUUCAGAGGCAUCAGGUGUGACCUGGACUAUGCCAAAUCUCAUUUCGGCAUUUUAAAAGUAGUCGAAGUGGUGCUGGCUCUCAUCUCUUUCAUCUGCAUUGAGACCAUAAUGUCGUGCUCACCCUGUGCCGGCAUCUACCUCUUUGAGUUUGUCAGCUGCAGUGCCUUCGUCGUCACAGGCGUCUUGCUCCUCAUCUUCAGCCUGAACCUGCACACCAAAGUGCCACAUGUCAACUGGAGUCUAACAGAUUUAAUCAACACUGCCACCAGUACCUUGUUCUUCUUUCUGGCUUCAGUGGUUUUGGCAGCUAUCAACCAUAAAACUGGAGCAGAGAUUGCAGCUGUGAUUUUUGGGUUCCUGGUGAUGGGAGUGUAUGGUCUGAACACAUAUUUGGCCGUCCGGAAGUGGCGUCUCGGGGACUCGCGUGACGGAGUCCUUCCGGCCAAUGAGUACAUUCGUGCCCGCACAGCCUCACGGGGAGAGGUGGAGUCACAGCCUGAGCUACAGUAAAAGAGCCUGUCGGACCACUAGAGACUGAGAGAGGUCAAGCUCCACCCACAAAGUAUACAUUCCUGUCGCUGUCUGAUGACAGGUCAGUUAGGAUAUUAAUUAAACUACUCUGUGUGAAGUGGAAUCUUCAUCCUAGUCAUCAGCCUCAGGCCAUCAUAAUUUGACUGAAUACUGAAUAUUUCCUUUAAUUAAGGGCUUUGCCUUUAGGUAUGACUGAAAUCCACUUCACUGUGCUCCUAGACUUCUCCCAGUGGGAAGCCGGAGUGAUCUCAUGUUGCGUCUCAACCAGAAACAGCUGGUUUUAAUAAUGUCUGCAAUAAGCUGGACAAAACCUGUCAGUCACUAUUUGAAAACACUUCUGUUUAGCUCCAUUCCCAGCCUGCUAUAUGAAAGUCACAUCAAAGCUAAAAUCUAGCAGUGGAAGAUCACAUUUAUGUUCUGAUUUUGGGGGAAAGUAUUGAAAAUUAAUUGUUGCUUAAAGGGAUCAUUCACCCAAAAAUGAAAAUGCUCUCA